Molecule: messenger RNA, 575 nt
Organism: Amoebophrya sp. A25
Lineage: Eukaryota; Dinophyceae; Syndiniales; Amoebophryaceae
Source: the annotation of a GenBank genome assembly
CAUUACUUGGUUUGGCGAGCAGCAAGAUCAAGUCGAUAGGAUGAACCACAGAACCAAGAGAGGCAAAACCAUCGCAGAGAACGUACUAGCAUGGUCAAUCAACGACGACGCCAAGCGAUUCUACAAAAAGCUCAGCACGAUGCCAGGUAUUGCGAGGAAGAAGGAUAUACCUGACGAGCAAGUUCUUGAACUAGAUGAGGUAGAAGCGCCUGCGCCAUCAAUGAUAUCAUCGCAAGUACCUUUAGAUCAAUAUCGAUAUCCAAAGAUGAGGGCAAUUAUUAAGGCUACCGCUGAUGCAUCCUCAGCACUAUCCUUGGCCCUUUUUCUACUUGAAAAAGAAGCCAGGGAUGCUCUCAGGGAUGCAAACGCGGUAGUUCUAAGGCAACUUCUGCUUCUGGAGGUUCUGCGUCUUCUGGGUGUGAGCAAGAGAAGCUUAGGCUGGAAAAAAGUAAAGGAAAUAGUACAACUCCAACUAACUACAGUAAGCCACAAACUCUUAUAUCAACAUCAACAUCUUCUUCUUCUCCUGUGAUAUCGAGUAUAACGAACGCGAGCAACACUGUGAGAUAUUUCGA